Molecule: messenger RNA, 1204 nt
Organism: Paramisgurnus dabryanus
Lineage: Eukaryota; Metazoa; Chordata; Actinopteri; Cypriniformes; Cobitidae
Gene: crdh
Product: retinol dehydrogenase 12
Source: RefSeq, a predicted model, not a curated record
UGAAAACAGAUCUUUAAGUUCAUCAAACAGACAUGUAUCUAUCUAUCUCUGCCAUUCAACUCUGGGAGGAACUAAAGACAAAUGGUCUUGUCAAGUAUGGCACAGCAACUGCGGUCACAGCUAUUAGUUUGGUUCUGCUGAGAAAGUGGAUUGCGGGUGGAGUAUGUCGAUGUCGUGUGCGACUAGAUGGAAAGACAGUUGUCAUUACUGGUGCCAACACUGGCAUAGGAAAAGAAGCAGCACAUGACUUGGCCAUGAGAGGAGCUCGGAUUGUGAUGGCUUGUCGAGAUCUUUCAAGAGCAGAAAAGGCGGCAGCAGAGAUCCGCAGGUCUACGGGUAACGGCAACAUAGUAGUUCGGUACUUAGACCUGGCAUCUCUGUUCUCAGUACGGCAAUUUGCUCAUGAGUACAUCGCCACUGAGAACCGACUGGACAUACUUAUUAACAAUGCUGGAGUGAUGAUGUGCCCUAAAAGCCUUACAGAGGAUGGCUAUGAAACCCAGUUUGCUGUCAAUCAUUUGGGCCAUUUUCUUCUGACUGUUCUGCUUCUGGACAUGCUGAAGAAAUCUUCUCCUAGUCGAGUUGUUAAUGUGUCCAGCAUUGCUCACAAAGGAGGUAAGAUCCACUUUGAUGACCUUAAUUUCAACAAAGCACCAUACGAUUCUUUGGUCAGUUACAGCCAGAGCAAACUUGCCAACCUGCUGUUUACUCAGGAGUUAGCACGAAGGGUUAAAGGGUCUGGUGUAACAGUCUAUGCGCUACAUCCUGGAGUAAUCCGCACUGAACUAGGGCGUUAUGUGCAGACGCAACACCCUCUGCUCAGCGCCCUGUUGUCUUUUCCUGCCUUUCUAUUGAUGAAAACCCCAAAGCAAGGUGCUCAGACCUCCAUCCACUGUGCAGUUGCAGAGGGGCUGGAGUCUUAUAGUGGCUGCUACUUCAGUGAUUGUAAGCUGAAGGAACCAGCUCCUGAAGGUAAAGAUGAUCUUGCCGCGCUGAGAUUAUGGAAAGUGAGUGCAAAGCUUGUGGGCUACAAUGAAGAGGACUGACAUCAACAUCACAUCUAGUGUUACUUUUAAUACCACAUGCCUAAAGAGGAAUGCUUUGCAUGCACUCUUUACCAUGUUUGUUUUUCCUUCAUGAAAACUGUAAUGAAAAUGUUAUUACACUUAAUUGAUGAUAAAAGCAGUUGUAUUGGUGGAAGACC